Ylistrum balloti is the source of this 4097-nucleotide messenger RNA. RefSeq names its product structural maintenance of chromosomes protein 2-like. The record is from RefSeq and is a predicted model, not a curated record. Bases 1 to 3633 code for a protein of 1210 amino acids. Gene Ontology annotation, cellular component: chromosome. Gene Ontology annotation, molecular function: ATP hydrolysis activity; protein binding; ATP binding. Gene Ontology annotation, biological process: chromosome organization. NCBI's taxonomy places the organism in Eukaryota, Metazoa, Mollusca, Bivalvia, Pectinida, Pectinidae. The transcript is spliced from 24 exons.
AUGCAUAUUAAGUCGGUCGUGAUCGACGGCUUUAAGUCCUACGCACAAAGGACUGAAGUCAGUGGCUUCGAUCCCCUGUUCAACGCAAUCACGGGUUUGAAUGGAAGUGGAAAGUCAAACAUUUUGGAUUCAAUUUGUUUUCUUCUCGGCAUUACAAAUCUGUCACAUGUACGUGCAACAAAUUUGCAAGAAUUGGUAUACAAGAAUGGACAAGCUGGUAUCACAAAGGCAACUGUCAGCAUCACAUUUGACAAUAUGGACAAGAAACAGAGUCCUCUGGGAUAUGAACAGUACAAUGAGUUCACAGUCACAAGACAGGUUGUGAUCGGUGGGAGAAAUAAAUACCUUAUAAAUGGUAGCAAUGCUAACAACACCCGUGUCCAGGAUUUGUUCAGGUCUGUCCAGCUCAAUGUGAACAACCCACACUUCCUCAUCAUGCAAGGUCGGAUAACAAAAGUCCUCAACAUGAAACCACCAGAGAUUUUGUCAAUGAUUGAAGAAGCAGCAGGAACUAGAUUGUAUGAAAGUAAAAAGGAAGCAGCACAAAAAACAAUUGAGAAAAAAGAUGCUAAAUUAAGAGAAAUAGAUACAAUUUUGAAGGAAGACAUUGCACCAACACUUAGUAAACUGAAGGAGGAACGAUCAUCCUAUCUGGAGUAUCAGAAAAUUAUACGAGAGUUGGAACAUCUUAAUAAACUCUACAUAGCCUACCAGUUUGUUUGUGCUGAGGAAAGGAAAAAGAAAUCAGCUGAAGAACUGUUACAGAUGCAGGAAAGCAUCAAGACUCUGAGGGACAGGAUGGUCGAGAUUGAUUCUAAAGUCAAAGAGUUGGAUGGAGUUAUUGAUGCUCUACAGCGUAAGAGAGAUGAGGAGUCAGGUAGUGUAAUGCAAAAAUUAGAGGAGAACCUAAAUGAACAGAAAAAAGCUGAGGCUCUUGCACAGAGUGCCAUUGACAACAAGAAGGAAGGACUGAAAGCAGAGCAGAAAAAGAAAAAAGAGCUUACCAAGCACUCAGAAGAUGACAAAAAAGCACUACAAGCUAAAGAAAAAGAGUGUAGUAAAGUUGACAGUACACUGGAGAAGCUACAGGAGCAAAGUAAGAGUGACCAAGAAGCUCACGUUGCUGCCCAGAAACACUACCAAGCUGCCACCUCUGGCCUGUCAAAAAAUACAGAUGGUGAAGAUGCCAGUCUGAAUGACCAGCUCAUGACUGCCAAGAAUGAGAUCAGUACAUCAGAGACAGAGACAAAACAAGCUCAAAUGAGGUUGAAACAUGCCCAGCAAGAGAUUAAGAAGAAGCAGGCAGACCUAAAGAAAACUGAACAGGGAUAUAAGAAGGAUCAGAGUGCUUAUGAAGCUAUCACCAAAAACAUGGCUGGUCUUGAGGCGGAAAUGAAGAAGUUAGGAUUUGAGGAGGGUAAAGAUGAUAAAUUGUCAUCAGAGAGACGAAGCCUUAGUCAACAUGUUCAGAAGUUACAGGAGAAACUGGAGACCCUGGAGGCUAGAUUUCCACAGUUACAAUUUGAGUACAAGGAUCCUGAGAAGAAUUUUGACAGAAGCAAGGUCCAUGGACUUGUGUGUAAAUUGAUUAAAGUCAAGGAUGUAAAGAAUGCUACAGCUUUGGAAGUUUCUGCUGGAGGGAAGCUGUACAAUGUGGUUGUAGACACUGAGGUGACGGGUAAGAAGCUCCUACAAAAGGGAGAGUUAAGACGACGAUAUACUAUCAUUCCUCUCAACAAGAUAUCUGCACGCUGUAUCAACAUGGACACAGUCAAACGUGCUGAACAACUGGUAGGGAAGGACAACGUAAAUACUGCUCUGUCUCUGAUUGGUUAUGAGAAAGAUCUUCAAGCUGCAAUGGAGUUUGUAUUUGGCUCCGCCUUUGUAUGUAAAGAUAUGGAUACUGCCAAAAAGGUCACAUUUGACGAAAAGGUGAUGAAGAAGUCUGUGACAUUAGAGGGUGACUCGUUUGAUCCUGCUGGAACUCUCACAGGAGGUGCCAGAGCCCAGACAAGUUCAAUCUUGGAGAAGCUACAAGAGUUCCAGGACAUUCAAGAAGAGCUGAAUUCCAAACAACAGAGACUUAAUGAGGUGGAGAAGGAGCUGACCACUCUAAUGAGGACAGCAGAAAAAUUUACAAGCAUGAAACAUAAGUAUGAUCUUAAAGUACAAGAAGCAGAGCUUGUGAAAGCCCGAUUAGAACAGAGCUCCCAUCACCAACAGCUGGAAGAGAUAAAUGCCUUACAAGCCUCCAUAGAGGAACAAGAAGAGCUGCUUAAAAAAGCAAAGGAAACCCAAGACAAGGCAUCUAAGAAGGUAAAAGACCUGGAAAACAAGAUAAAGAAUGCAAAAGCAGUGAGAGAACAGGAACUCAAGGAGGCCCAGGCAGCUGUCACAAAGGCCAAGAAAAAGAUGGAGGAAUCUAGCAAAAUGAUGAAGGAAAAAUACCAGGAGGUGGAUAGUCUAAAGCUAGAGAUAGAGGAACUAAAGAAAGGCAUAAAAGGAUAUGAGGAACAGCUGGAUACGGUGGCUGUGGCCAUCCAACAGUACGAGUCCCAAAUAGAGGAAUUGACAGAGAAGGCCAAGGAGAGUAAGGCAUUAGUGAAGUCAGCCCAGUCAGAACUGAACAAACAGAAGGAGCUGCUGAAGGCUUGUAAUGCAGACAUCAACCAGAAGGUCGAGGAGCAGCGAAGUCUCGCAAAGGAACACCAUGCUGCAGAGCUCAAGAUACAAGAGUUGGAACACAAAAUGUCCAAAUUCCAGAGUGAUUCACAAGGAGCUGCAAGACAGGUUGAAAACUUGCUCCAAUCCUAUCACUGGAUUAUGGAUGAGAAAAAAUACUUUGGCCAAGCAAACACUGCCUAUGACUUCAAGGCUAAUGAUCCCAAGGAAGCAGAGAGGCGGAUACAGAAGCUGCAGGAGACCAAAGACAAACUGUCAAAGAGUGUCAACAUGAGGGCAAUGAACAUGUUAGGCAAGGCAGAGGAACAGUAUGCUGAUCUUCUAAAGAAGAGAAAGAUUGUACUUCACGAUAAAGCCAAAAUUGCUGCAGUUAUAGCAGAAUUGGAUCAAAAGAAAAAUGAGGCCUUGAAAAAAGCAUGGGAGCAGGUCAACAAAGACUUUGGUUCCAUAUUCUCCACAUUGUUACCUGGAGCAUGUGCCAAAUUGAUGCCCCCAGAAGGGCAAACAGUCCUUGAUGGAUUAGAAGUGAAGGUUGGAUUUGGAGAUGUGUGGAAAGAAUCCCUGGGAGAACUCAGUGGAGGUCAAAGGUCGCUGAUUGCCCUCUCUCUGAUCCUGGCCAUGUUGCUGUUUAAACCUGCACCCAUCUACAUUCUGGAUGAAGUGGACGCAGCUUUGGAUAUCUCCCACACACAAAACAUUGGUCAGAUGAUUCGCUCUCACUUCAAACACUCACAGUUUAUUGUGGUGUCCUUGAAAGAUGGUAUGUUCAAUAAUGCCAAUGUUUUAUACAAGACAAGAUUCGUGGAUGGAGUUUCAACAGUGACACGAUAUGUACAACACUCUAGAUCUGGGUCCUCCUCUGUUGUAUCUAACAAAGAAAAUGAAAAGGCGACAAACAAGAAAAAAACAGCAAACUCAAAACGUGCACGACUUGAAGAAAUUACAAACUGACUUCGGUCAAAUAUAAGUGAAGUGCAAAAUGAUAGACAUUAUUUAGGAGAGAAAUUCCAUUUCAACAAAUUUGAAUUAAGACAAGAAUUUUUGGUCAAAUAUGGAACCAGGUGUAACUCCAUUGUUGUCAAAAUGGAUGUCUCAUUUCUAAUGCCACAUGGACAAUUUACAACCAGUGUGUUGGAAUGCAAUAUAGACUCUAAUAAUUAAGUGUUGCCUUGUACCAUCCUUGAAAAUCAUGGCUGUUGAUAGUACAACAGAUUUAACUCAAUACAUGAAGUCAACACAUUUUAUCCAAAUUUUUAUCAUUUAAUUUUUGAAAAAUACAAAACAAAAUUGUACAUUAUAACAUAACUUCUUGCAACAUUUCUUUUCUUUCUUUCCCUUUUUUACUCAGCAUUCAAAUUUGCAUACACCACACAUUACUGUUUAUAACUUAUUCAUAAAACAAGCUGUUACUUAUA